AUGAGAAACAUUGAGGAGCUCGAUCUUGACGAACUCAUCGCGUCUUUGCAAAACUAUGAGCUAUCACUGUCUAGGUGGAAGAAAACCAAGAAACAAAAGGAGGUGGUGAAAGAAAAGUCAGAUGCUGGCAUUGCACUUAUUCACCAAGAAAACAAGAAACUUGUUCUGGCAGAUUUGAAUGGCAUUACAGAUGAAACGGUUGCCUUGUUAACAAGAAACUAUGCAAAAUUCUUGAAAAAGAACUACAGGAAAAAUUCACUAGCUGACAAAGAAAAUCUUCUCAAGAGAAACAAAGGAGCUGAGUGCGCCAACACACUAAAAAAGAAAAAGGCCCUUGCAGCAACUUGGAGUGAUAGUGAUGAGGAAAAGAACUCCACAGCCAGUGAAGGAUCAGAUGAGGAAAAGCAGGUACUGGCAUUCAUGGCCGAAAGCUGUAAUCCAGUUGAGUCUGAAGAUGAUGCAGUCUCCACCUCAUCAGAAGCAGACAACACAGGUCGUCAACAUGCUUAUGAAGAAAUGUUUGCACAAUGGGAGUACAUGACUAAACAGAUCCGUGCCCUAAAGAACUCUCUAGAGCAAGUGGAGACUGAAAAAGGAAAGUUAGAAGACACUGUCAAAAAUCUCAACCGACUUCUUGAUGAAAAGGAGAAUGAGAUCUAUAAACUCAUAGCUGAUCUAAUUCGAACCAAGCAAGCUUUACAGUUCAUUCCCCCAGGCACUGCUGCUAUCAAUCAAACCCUACAGCUUCAGAAGCCCUAUGGUGAUCGAACUUCCUUAGGAUAUAAGAUGCUAUAUAAACAAGGGAAAGACCUGUCCGUUGAGCAUUCUUUACCCUCCAAUGUCAAUUCAUCAAAGAAUGAAGAUGGGUUACCUGACACCUCAAUCACCAUUAACGAAUCUGACUCAUCUGAGAGGAGACAGGUUCCAACUGGACCCAUCAAACUCAAGUUUGAAGGAAGGAGGACUGAUGCUGACAACCUUCUACAGAAUGACAAUUUCAUUCCUACAUGUCAUUUCUGUAAUAGGAGAGGUCAGUGGUACUUCGACAGUGGAUGUUCGCGUCACAUGACUGGAAAUAAGAAAUUGCUAGUUAACUUCAAAGAUGAAAAAGGGGGAUCUGUCACUUUUUGGGAUGGUAACAAAGGGCAGAUUGCUGGGAGAGGUGAUGUGAAUGUGAAUGGAGCAGCUCAACUGACUAAUGUCCUAUAUGUGAGAGGACUCAAAGAAAAUCUCAUCAGCAUCGGCCAAUUGUGUGACGACAAUCUCUCUGUAAGUUUCACUAAAACUCAAUGUUUAGUUUCAUCUGAUGGGUGUGUUGUCUUAACAGGAAACAAAACUGUAGACCAGUGCUAUGCUGUAUGCAAUACCAUAGUGUGCAACAGGACCUUCUUGGACAAACCUGACUUAUGGCACUACAGGCUGGGACAUUUGAACUACAGAGAUCUCCAAAGAUUGGUGAAGCUUCAAGCUGUAAGGGGAAUUCCUGACAUGAAAGUUUCUAAGGAGAGAAAUGAAAGUAUCAGUGGGAAAAGAUAUGUAAUGGUCUUGGUGGAUGACUACUCUCGGUUUACCUGGGUUGAAUUUCUUAGAGACAAGUCUGACACAUUUGGAUCAUUCUCUGCCUUGAUACUGAGAUUGCAAACUGAGAAAGACUCCAAAGUUGGAACAGUCUUUAGACUGCGAAGUGACCAUGGAAAAGAGUUCGAAAAUUCCAUAUUCUCAGAGUUCUGUAAUGGCAUGGGAAUUCAUCAUGAGUUUUCAGCCCCCAAAACUCCUUAG
Molecule: messenger RNA, 1779 nt
Organism: Cannabis sativa
Lineage: Eukaryota; Viridiplantae; Streptophyta; Magnoliopsida; Rosales; Cannabaceae
Exons: 4
Coding region: 1-1779 (592 amino acids)
Biological process (GO): DNA integration
Molecular function (GO): nucleic acid binding
Source: RefSeq, a predicted model, not a curated record